CAGGUCCUUAACACACAGGCUUAAAGUACUGAGAAGAUGGAGGUCUACAGAGGGACGAACCUUCCCAAACUGAGCCCACAGUGUGCAAACCGUACAGCAUAUCUGUACGCCGGCCAUGAAGUCAACCUGCUCAAAAUACAGCAUAGAAGCAUUUAGGAAUGGAUGCAUCAAGUAUAUCGGUUUCGUCCUCCAGCUUAGCAUGGCCUUCAUGCACAACAAAUACAUUACCAAACAAUGAUAACCACCAGUCCUCCACAAGAGAAGAAAGAACAUCUCCACAAGCCGUGGUUCUAAAUGGCCUAAGCCUUCCUGUAGUUCAGAUUGCACAACAAGAAGGUCAACAGACACCCUUUCAACUGGCAUCAGGUGGUACCAGCUUUGCGAUUGAAAAUGCCAAUCUAUCUGUGAUAUUUACCCCUCAGCCUCAAACUGUUCUCCAAAAAACUCCACAGACUCUCACACUGAACAUUGUCAACCCUUUACCAAUUCUGAGCCCGACUUCCCCAGCUGGCUUCAUGGGUGCAAACUCAGGAAAAUCAAAAAGUGUUGGAAAGCACAUAUGUGGCCAUUGUGGUCGGGACUGCUUGAAGCCAAGUGUCCUUGAGAAACACAUUCGGUCACACACUGGGGAGCGACCCUUUCCCUGCAACAUUUGCGGUGUCUCAUUUAAAACUCAAAGCAACCUUUACAAACAUAGAAGGACACAAACUCAUGUUAAUAAUGUCAAGCAGAGCUGUGACUCUGAUUGUGGUAGUUGCCAUGAAGAUAAACUUCAUGAACAAGUUGAACACCACACUAGUUUUGACAUCAGCAGUGGAAUGAGGGAUGUUUGUAUAAAUAAUAAUCCAGUACAUGAAAGUGAUAGUAUACCAGGAAAGAAAGAAGAUGUAUCAAUACUAUCAUCUUUAAGAAUCCAUGGCAAGACACAUGCAGAUAAUGAUUCUGAUCCAAAGUCUACAGCUUCAAUUAGGCAUGGUCAACUACAGAGGCAACAUGAAGCCAGUGUAGAUAAGCAAUGGGAUGGUCCUCUUUCUGAAAGGAAACUUAAAAAAUGUGAAAGCACAGAUUCUGGAUACUUAUCCCAUUCAGACAGUGCAGAUCUUCAGAUGUUUGCUGGAAGCCCUCUUCAUAGUCUUAGUGAGUGCAGUAUGGAAUCAGAAAACAUGCUUGGUAUUGGUUCUGUGGAAAGUGAGGAUAAGUCCUCAUCCUCACACAAGAAGAACUUGGAGGAACAUAUCUCCAUGCUGAUCUCUAACAAUAAAGUGGUUGUGGAUAACACACACUUGGACAAUGUUCGUCCUCGAAAAACUGCUCUGUCAAAGCAAGGUAGCAUUGACCUGCCAAUGCCAUAUACUUUUAAAGACUCCUUCCACUUUGAAAUCAAGUCGCUUGAUGCCAGCAGAAAGAAGGUGGCUCUUUGCUCUACCAAAUCUACUUUCACUCCAUCAGAGAAGAACAAGCCUCUGUUUUUUCACUCAGUACCAACCCAGAUCUCUACAACUAUAGAGAACAUAAUAUUGUCUCGAAGCAAUUCCUUGCCAUUUGUAGAAAGUGGCAAAUUGAAAGACAGAUUGACAAUACAUAACAUUAAAUCACAUGGCUCUGGAAAACAACAUUUAAAUGCAAGCUAUGGCAAUUUAUUACUGUCCAACACUGCCACAGCCUGCACAGUUGAUUUUUCAUGCAGCCAUCCCCGUGGGCUUGUUAGACAAGCUGCCGUAGAUGAGAUGCAUAUUGGCAUUGGUUCUGACAAUACCACUUCAGGAGAAAUUAAGGAAAAGACAAAGGUUGCAGUUGAUCAAUUAUCCUCAAAGUUGAAAACAGCAAUUAAAAAAGGUGGACAAAAAAAAUUAAACAUGUUUUCUCAUGAAAAAUGGCAAAUGUAUGGGGAUGAAACAUUCAAGAAGUUUUAUCAGAAAAUGAAGAAGAAUGAUCAGGUUAAGAAAACAAAACAAGAAAAUUCAGAAUCUACAUGUCUGAUCAAUAAUGAAGUAUGCUUACAGGCAGCUUGUGAACUGGACAAGUCAUCUGAAAAUCUUGCCUCUAUGUCUUCUCCAACUUCAAACCUGCAGCUUACAUAUACAUCUGCAAUGACCUUAGCUGGCAAAGGAAUGAAUGUUCCUGCAUCUACUGAAGUCCCCCAAGUAACUCUAAAUGAUGAAAGUGGUGAUCAAGGAAACCAUCCCGAAGCUAAGCUACAAAGUAACCUAAAAAUAUCCAAAGGUGAUAUUAAUAGUUCACAAAAUGUUCUGGUAAAUGUUCCAAGUUCUUCUACUGGUGUCACUGAUAACUCAGGUACUGUAGUAACUGGAAAUCAGCAGAAAGUACCAAGUAUUUCAAGUAUUCAUGACUGUUUAGAUGUUAAUUAUACUGACAAUUACCAAAGCAAUGAAAUCUCUCCAUCAGACAGCAAAAAACCUAAGGUAGCCCAGUUGAAAGGGGAGAUAUUGUAUAGUGUUUCCUUGGACAUUGCAGAAGAUAGCAUUGAACAUCAGAAUAAAAGUGUGGAUGACUUAACAGAUAGUGGAAAUAUUACAAGAAUGCUAGGUGGUGAAGGGACUAAGAAAGUCUUAUCUUGUCAAUUACUUUCCACUAUCCUUUCCCAUGCAGAAGAUUCUAGACAAAUACAGUCAAAUAAAAGUCGACUUUUCAGCCCAACUACUCAACCGCCAUUAGCAUUGAAAGAAACUUUAUUUUCACCCAGAUAUUUAAUAAAAUUUCACUUCACUGGAGCUUCUUUAAAUGAACCUGUCAUACAGUCAAACCAGCCAGCAGUUUCUGGUUGUAUCUCAAGAGAUACUGAUAUGUUCAACUUAAGUCAUCCAACCUUUCUUGAAAACCAGCCACAAAAGAUGCAGAAACAUGAGUCUGUUAUUGCUCCCUUUGGAAAGAUACGUCUUAAUGAAGAAUGUGUUUCUAUAUGUUGCGCCUCAAAGAUAUCCCAACAUCUAGUACAGAACAAAAGCUUAGACACUCAAAAAGUCAGGUUAGAUAGCACAUAUCCAGAGAGACAUAAUACAUUUCAGAACCGUAGAGUAGUGACUGAGGGCCACAGAGUGGCGAAAGCCCAAAUAUCUAAACAAAUAGAGUUGAAGUCUACUAUGGUUUUAUCAAACAGCUCAACCAUGUCAGCCAAUGAGGUUACAAAACCCUCUCAAGACCAAUUUCUUCUAGAUAUAAUUCAGCCUGGACAAACUUGUUGGAAACCACUUAAUACAACUGAAUUACUAAACUGGGAAAACUCAUUGUCCUCCACGACAUGCACCCAUUCACCAUCAGGUAUCUGUAGUGUUAAAGUCACACAAGUCAGCUUCUCAACAAUGAACACAGAACCUAAAUCUACAUGGUGCUGGUUGGACAGAUGUCUACCCUUUCCAGCAGAGCAAAAGGAAAAGUCAUAUUCAGUUUAUGCUUCAUUGUCAAGUAAUACCUUUAAAGAAAUGAGGUCUGAACUUAAUGGAAGAAUUGAGAAUAACAUGAACAACAGGACAACCUUCAAUGACCAAUCAAUGAUGUCUUCACUUCUGAUGUCAGUAAAAGAAAAGGACGGUGUGGAUAAAGAAACCGACAAUGGCAAUUACUAUCCAUUGGUCAAAAAGUCUAGCAGGAUGGGCACAGUCAUGAAGUCUAGACAUGUAAAAAGGAGCAAAGAUGGUACCCGUGGACGUUCCCACUGCAAAAUGUUGCAGCACAGAUCUUCAAGAGUUCUUGUUCAAGACCAACAGCAUAAGAAAAACAUUGAUCCUGGAAGUCUCGAGUCAGGGGACAUAUUACUGAUUUCUACUAACUCUGAGCUUAGUGAUAAGGAAGGCAGCAGAACCAGCAUCCACCAUCGACCAUUUCAAGGAAAUCUGGGCCAGGAGAGUGAAGCUAAAGCUCUACUAGACAGUCAAAUGAAUGAGGGUACAAUAUCCACAUCACCUGCAGCACCAGAACAGAUCUUAACCGCAGAAGCUAAUCUGUCUCUGUCUAUGGAAAAGAUUGCCCAUCCAGAAUCUCCCAAGUCAACAUCAUUACUUUGGCAAAAGUCCUGCUCAAGUGUUCGCCUGACAGGCAGUGAAGUUCAACAUCAACAUUUAACAGGUUGUCCACAACAAAAAUAUGUCAAGAAGAUACUUCACAGAUCUAAGACAAUAGGACACAGCUUAGGAGAUGAUCCUGUAGGGUCAACAUCUAAGUUGACAUCUUCUGACUCCCAACCAAAAUUACCGGUGGAAGUGAAAGAUGGAACACGCAGGUCGUCUUUACAAAAUAUACAUUCAACUGAUUUUCAUUUGGGACCAAAGGCAAGUAAUUCUGGGACACUUCAGUCAGAAAACUAUGGAGCACCCUCUGGCCUUCAACUUCAUGGUUUUAAAACACAGAAGAAAAUUAACUUGGAGGUCAUGAGAAAGCAAACUCAUGUAGAAUAUAGUGACAGUGAUGACGAGGACCGACUCUACAUAGAAAUUGAGUAGUUCCUUGAAAGACAUGUCAAAAGAAAUGAUAAAAACGUUACUGCGGGAUGGAUACGUUUGUUAGAUUUUUAUAGUAGACCAGUUUUUCAUGGGUUUGAAAUUUCAAACCAAUUUGGACAAUAUGGAACAGAUUGUUGUUGUUUUUUUUUUUGUACCUACCUUUAUUACUGAUAUUACAGUGAACAUUAACUGAAGCCAUUACAAAUAUAUUGUAUUGUUGUAUUUUGCAGUGAAGCCUUUACCUGUGUGCAGCAUAUACAGAAAUAAUCAAUUAAUAAAUAAGUGAUCAGUUUCUUAGGAUUUACUAUGUUUUUGGUAGAGUCCCUUUUGGUUUCCAUAUAUACUCCCUGUGCAUAUUAUUUCUGAUUUAGUUUUGUCUAAAUUUUUUAUUUAAUCUUCCAGCUUCAAGACUGAAUGGCCUGCUGACUUAAUGUUGGUACUGUUACCAACAAGCUUGUAUUUUCUUUGUAUAGGCUUUCUUUGGGUACUCUGGUGUAAUUUUAUAGUUGGAAAUAUUUAGGUAAAUCAGAAUUUAUUCCAGAAUAUGACUGACUUUCUGCAGAUCUCCUACAUAAAGAGGAAGAGCUCAAUCUCUAGUGCUAGAUGUAAAUUCUCUUUAAAGAGUACCUGUCAUCAACAAAAACUUUUAAUAUGUUGUUCAUAAUCAUUAAUGAAGAGAUAUUGUAAUAUAUCUUCAUUAAAAAAUAUUAAUAUUUAUACCAGUUUUUUCAUUUUAUACUUUUGGCCACUAG
Molecule: messenger RNA, 5209 nt
Organism: Hyla sarda
Lineage: Eukaryota; Metazoa; Chordata; Amphibia; Anura; Hylidae
Gene: ZNF831
Product: zinc finger protein 831
Exons: 6
Coding region: 159-4457 (1432 amino acids)
Source: RefSeq, a predicted model, not a curated record